AUGGAUCCUAAUCAAUUUAAUUAUCAACAAUCUAUGUUCAAUUUCAUGCAAAAUUUUCAAAAUCCUAAUCCUCAAUAUUCUCAAUUCCCAUCGAUGCCAACAAACUCCGCCGCUUUUUUUCCGUCAUCAACCAGAAACACUCCGCCGUAUUUUUUCCGUCAUCAACCAGAAACACUCCGCCGCAUUUUUUCCGUCCCCAAACUCCACCAUAUGGUCAACCAUCUAUGGAAUUUUUUCGUCAUGAACCGGAAACACCGAUUGUGUCUAUGUCCGAAAGUCAAGUUCCACCAUUUUCAACUCAAGUCGGUAUUGAAAAAGAAGAAAGUCGCCCUGUUAAAAAAAAAGCUCGAGAGGAAAGUGGGACUUCGGAGAAAGAUAGCUUGGCUGCUGCAUAUGCAUUUUUUUGCUCAAGAUGAAGGUACACCAUUCAAUCUUGAGUACGCAUGGCGAUUGUUAAAGGAUGAACCUAAAUGGAUGGGAGCAUCGACCGAAAAUUCUUCAAAAAGAACAAAGAAUUCUGCUAGUGGGGCACACUCAUCAUCGUCUAACCUCGCGACACCUUCAAGUUAUGAGUUUAACUCAUCAUCACCAAUGGAGCGUCCAAUGGGACAACAAGCAGCAAAAAGAAAGAGUAAGGCAAAGGAAAAUGCAUCUAAAUCACCUUCUAAUGUUGUGCAAGAAACAUGGAAUAAAAGAGUAGCGGCAAUGGAAAGACUAGCUCAAUGUAAAGAGGACGAGAUGGAGUAUAAGGCAAUGCAAUUACUCUCGAAAGACACUUCUAUGAUGAAUGAUAGUCAACGAGAUAUUCAUGAAAAAUAUUGUAAUAAGUUGGAAAAAAAUACGAAUUUUAGUUAUGAUGAAAAGAUGUAG
This is a messenger RNA of Vicia faba (fava bean), 870 nucleotides long. NCBI's taxonomy places the organism in Eukaryota, Viridiplantae, Streptophyta, Magnoliopsida, Fabales, Fabaceae. The record is from the annotation of a GenBank genome assembly.